GGUAAUGUCAGUCUUGCUGGGCCAAGCAUACUGAGGACGAGCUGGAACCAUGCCAAAGUCACUGCUGCUCCUGGUGCUGCUGGCACUGCUGCCCGCCUGCAGGGGGCGAAGCAUGAGUCGCUGCGAGGUGGUACGCAUCUUCAAGCAGCAGAAUCUGGAUGGAUUUGAGGGAUUCGCUCUGGGCAACUAUGUCUGCAUGGCAUUCUGGGAAAGCCGGUGGAAGACCGACAAGGUGCGCGACAGCAGCAACAUCGGGAAGGACUACGGAAUCUUCCAGAUUAACAGCUUCAAGUGGUGCAACGACGGCACGGCUGGCGGGGAGAACCUCUGUAGUGUGAACUGUGCAGAGCUCCUGAAUGACAAUCUGACCGCCUCCAUCAACUGCGCCAAGACCAUCGUCAAGAAGGAGGGGCUGAAAUCCUGGGACUCCUGGAACGACUACUGUAAUGGGCGCAAGAUAAAGCGAUGGGUCCGGGGCUGCGACUUCUCACAGGGCAGGCGGCCCGCAGCACGCCCACACCACCGCCACCGCCACCCCCUGCUGGCUGUCAACGCUUCUUAAACAUUACUGCAGUGCCAGUGUCAUGUUGUUUGGUGUAUGUGUUAUACCCUUUCAAGGAGCCACACAAUAAAGUUUGCAGUAGACCUUGUA
Brienomyrus brachyistius is the source of this 652-nucleotide messenger RNA. It is a transcript of the gene lyz, whose product is annotated as lysozyme. Gene Ontology annotation, molecular function: lysozyme activity. The coding region runs from base 50 to 562 and encodes 170 amino acids. NCBI's taxonomy places the organism in Eukaryota, Metazoa, Chordata, Actinopteri, Osteoglossiformes, Mormyridae. The record is from RefSeq and is a predicted model, not a curated record. The transcript is spliced from 4 exons.